UCUCUGCCUGUUGUCGCGAGAUCUCUGGGCCGCGCUUACCGCGGGGGCAAUGGCCGCCAAGCACAAUGGGUCGCCGCCGAGCUGCUGAGUCCGGGGGCGCUGGAACAGUGACCGAGCCGCAGCCAUGGAGAGCCCAGCAGCGCUGCCGUCCGCCGAUCCCGCCGAGUCCGGCCGAUCGCCUGACGACCCGAGGCCCGCUGCCGAGGCCGAGCCGCCUGACGCAGCUGUGGCGGUAGCAGAGCUGAGCCAGCUGGAGCGGUGCGGAGUUUGCCGUGAGGCCCUGAGGGAGCGGCAGCCCCGGCUCCUGCCGUGUCUGCACUCGCUGUGUAAGGGCUGUAUCGGAUCCAGUUCCACCACCCCGGGGGAAGGGCUCAUUUGCUGCCCAGUAUGCAGGCAGCAAUGUUACUUAAAGGACAUCAUCGAGAAUUACUUUCUGAGGGACACUGGUGAAUUGGACAGCAGCUCGAACAGGAAAGUUAGCCAGGUGUGUACCAGCUGUGAAGAUAACGCCGUGUCCUCCAGCUUUUGUGUUGAGUGUGCUGAAUGGCUGUGCGAUGCCUGUGUUGAGGCUCACCAGAGAGUGAAAUUCACAAAGGACCACACUAUGAGCAAGAAGAAUCCAGGGCUCACAGUUGAUGGGAGGACAAAUUGCGAACGCCCGAUCUUCUGCUCCAUUCACAGACAGGAGACCCUGAAGCUGUUCUGUGAGACAUGUGACACUCUAACUUGUCGAGACUGUCAGCUGCUCACGCACAAAGAUCACAGGUACCAGUUUCUAGAGGAAGCCAUUAAGAAUCAGAAACUGACGUUGGAAAAUCUAGUGAAGAGGUUGACAGAGAAGAAAACUCAGCUGCAAGUUACCACCAAACAGGUCCGCACAAGGUUGAGAGAUGUCCAGGACAUGCAAAAGAAGGUACAGGUUGAGAUCAAGAUGGCUAUCCUUCAGAUAAUGCGAGAGCUUAACAAACGGGGCAAGACGCUUAUCCAGAGAUUGGAGAAGUUGACAGAGGAGAGGCAGCUGCAGCUAGGGCAGCAACACUUAUCCAUGUCCAAACUGUACUGGCAAAUGGAUCACGUCUUAAAGUUUGCUUCCUGGGCUAUCAGCACCGAUAACAGCACAGCCCUGCUGCUCUGCAAGAAAUUGAUCUUCUUUCAGUUGCAAAGAGGGUUACAAUCCAAAGUGAACACAGAGGAGUUGAAAAAUGACAUAAUUACAUUCCUCUGGGACUCUGCUUUCUGGACUAAGAAUGCAGCCAAUUUUGGUAAUGUUGUGAUUGAAAUUCCUCCAACAUUGUCAGCACAUCUUCCAGUUCAGCAUCCUUCCACAUCUGGCCAUUGCCCUCAGCCUGCCUCUCAGCAGCCGCCUGUCUCCCAGCACCCCACCGUCUCCCAGCACCCCACCGUCUCCCAGCACCCCACCGUCUCCCAGCACCCCACCGUCUCCCAGCACCCCACCGUCUCCCAGCACCCCACCGUCUCCCAGCACCCCACCGUCUCCCAGCACCCCACCGUCUCCCAGCACCCCACCGUCUCCCAGCACCCCACCGUCUCCCAGCACCCCACCGUCUCCCAGCACCCCACCGUCUCCCAGCACCCCACCGUCUCCCAGCACCCUCCUGCCUCCCAGCAUAGUCGAAUGAUUAUAACCCAAGGAACUAUUUGGCGAAACCACAUGUCUGCGCAAUCCUCCCAUCGACCACCACCACCCAGUUACCAUCAACUCCAACCUCCUCGCCAGUCUCCUGCACAACAUAGCACGCAACAGAUUCUCAUGCGUCAGCCACACUCAGCUUCAUCCUGGCCCCCGGUGAGUGGACAGACGCGAAUGCAGCAAGCUGUGCAGCUGGUGAGGCCAACAGCUGCAAUGCCAAAUGCGAAUGGGAGAUACCUACAGCAAAUGCAAGUUCAGUUGGUGCGACAAGGGAACAUUGUGCAGAUGCAGCAGCAGCAGCAGCAGCAGCAGCAACAGCUCAUGGGUCAAAUGCUAUUACUGCCACAGAUGAAUGGAGUACAAGUCCACCAGCCUCAAGGACAUACUCAGGGAGCUGCCAAGCCACUGACCAGUGGGCAGCAGUCUGCCACUCUGUGCCCACAAAUGCCUGUCCAGCAACCUACUGCCAUCAGCAAACUACCUUCACCUAUACAGCGGCAGCCACUGCCCUUUGGACCCAGUAUGUCUGGUAGCAGACAGUCCCCACCAGUGCAGCAAGUAUCUACAUCCAUCGCACAACUGAAUGUGCCCAUCAGCCGUCCUUCUCCUCCCGUGCAGCAAGCACUCAAAUCGAACACUACUUUUAACCGUCGAUUCCUCUCAAAUGCUGGACCCCAGCAAGUUCAGCCCAGCACUUCUGCCAGUCAAAAUACUCAGGUUGGUGUGAAUUGCCGUCAGUCUCCAACAUCAAACCCUCACCUUGACAGCAGCCCGGUUUACCAACUCAAGAUGUUGGUGGAGCAGGCAACCUCGUAUCCCUGUGUCAUUCUGCCCCACAGAGAUGGUCCAGCCAAUGCGCACGAUCUUAUGCAGAAGCAGUAUUCCUAUCCAGGCCCCUCUCUGGUGCCACCACAGGUUGAUAGAGCUGAUAGCUUAAUGUACUCUCUGAUUCCAACCUCCGAUGGAGCCAUGUCCUGGUCUGAGUCAGGUGCAGAAGAAUUUGUUGAAGGGCAAUCUGCCUAUCGUGUUCCUCGUGGGUUUCCAGAACCAAGGAGGGGUAUUCCCUUCAAGCCAUCGGAUGCCAGUAGCAGCGUGGAACACGAGGGGCAGAGAAGCUGCAUUGGAGGGCUUCAGGAAACUUCAGAGCUUGGAUGCAUACCUUUGCCGCGUACCUUGAAGUGCAGUGGUGACAGUUCCAACUCCAGGGCUGAAUCCAAAUUGAGGACAAAGGUUCCGUAUGUGCGGCUAGAACGCUUGCAGAUUGAUCUGUCCACUGACACCGAGCUACCAACCUUCAAAUUGCUACCAGGCAGUGGCCAGGAUGAGUUCAGCCUGAUCGUCAUUGAAGGAGAAGGUUUACCUUUGAAUCCAUCCUUCAGGGCACCAACUCUGGAGAGCACGCUGACCCCACCGAACUCGGCCUCUCCUGCGUCAGAAACUGAAAUUGAAUUUGUGUUCAGCGAGAGGAUGGAGGUGGGGACCAAGCGGUCCCACCAUCACCAUCACCAACACCACCACCCCCUCAGCCCCACGCCCUCCCCCAGUGAGAAGUCACCCGGGAGCAUUCCAGAUCUAAAGGCAUCUCCACUGUGCAGCGUCAGUGAAAAAGGUGAGGAGUCAGAUGAAGUCGUCUGCGUCGUUUGUGGGAAAGGAGGUGAGCUGCCCUGUUGUCGUCGCUGUCUGAAGGUGUUCCACAUGGAUUGCCACGUUCCUGCUUUGCCUAGUGUGCCCAGCGUUGAAUGGACGUGUUCGUUGUGUGUGGAUUGGGCGGCAUCUGAAAUCCAGAAUGAAAGUUCACCUGCGGUAUUGGAAGCUGGAAAUGGUUCAUCAGACAGUCUUAGUACUCUCAAUCAGAGGAAAUGUGAACAUUUGCUGUUGUUGCUUCUCUCUCAUAAGAGGAGUCAUGCUCUUCAGAAUCCUCCUGGACUCUUGCAAUUGAAGAAUCAGCCGGUCAAUCUGUCUUCCAUUAGAGCAAGACUUGAGAAGAUGAGCUCACACCAUUACUCCAGACCUGAUGAAUUUGUGAUGGAGGUUCGAUUAAUGUUUAAGACAUACAGCAAACUGAUUCAGGAUAAGGAAGUGACAGAGUCUGUGAAGACUUUGCAUUCGUUCUUUGAGGAGAGGUUGGCGGAUGUCUUCAGCGGCAAAACUUUCACCCCGUCCCCUGUGGAUAAGCCAGAGGUGGAAUUGGUCAUCAAACACUGUGACGAAACUGACACGAGGGAGCCGGCUUGUUCUGCUGACAGCAGCCCACUUCAAGCUAAAAGGCGGCGGCUGGAUGAAGACUAGCAGCUUUGGGUUGGGAAGCUUGUGUUUACGAACCAGUAACUAGGUGAAUGGUUUGCCAGCUGAGUGCACAUGCCGAUCUUAUUCAAGUGAUUUUCGUUUUACGAGACUAAAUACACGAGAGCCCCAGCAAUCUUCAAUGACUUUGAUGUGCUAGGGUGCCUCAAGCUGGGUCCUGGGCAAUAACAGGCAUUGGAAAACUUCAUCUUCAGAAGUGCCCAGUGUUGGAUCAAGUCCAACUAGUGCAAAGAUAAUUUUGUUUUCUUGGUUUCUGGUCUACUGAGACUUUUACAAGCAGAAGUCAGAGCGAGAGUUGUGUUUUUCUAUAUGUAAACUGUAUGUAUUAAAAGAAUUCGAUAAUGUGUAAUAUACAUUGUCUGUAUUUCAUGUUGAAAUUCAUACUGGAUCAUAGUAAAACAGAAAAGGAAAUAAACUCAUUUCUCUGAGGGGAAAUACUACGUCACUCAGUAAUAAAAAUGAAAGGAAAAUCCA
Molecule: messenger RNA, 4429 nt
Organism: Stegostoma tigrinum
Lineage: Eukaryota; Metazoa; Chordata; Chondrichthyes; Orectolobiformes; Stegostomatidae
Product: transcription intermediary factor 1-beta-like
Exons: 20
Coding region: 125-3940 (1271 amino acids)
Molecular function (GO): protein binding; zinc ion binding
Source: RefSeq, a predicted model, not a curated record